CUGCACUACGGGACCCUCCUGGGCAGCAGAGCUUGUGCCCACAUGGCAGCAGCUGCCUGGGCCAGUGCCUUUCUCUACUCACUGCUGCACACAGCCAAUACAUUUUCCCUGCCCCUGUGCCAUGGCAAUGCCCUGGACCAGUUCUUCUGUGAAAUCCCCCAGAUCCUCAAGCUCUCCUGCUCCAAAUCCUACCUCAGGGAACUUGGGCUUCUUGCUCUAAGUGUCUGUGUAGCCUCAAGCUGCUUUGUGUUCAUUGUUUUCUCCUAUGUGCAGAUCUUCAGGGCUGUGCUGAGGAUCCCCUCUGAGCAGGGACGGCACAAAGCCUUUUCCACCUGCCUCCCUCACCUGGCUGUUGUCUCCCUGUUUCUCAGCACUGGCUUUUUUGCCUACCUGAAGCCCCCCUCCAUCUCCUCCCCAUCCCUUGAUCUGGCCCUGUCAGUUCUGUAUUCGGUGGUGCCUCCACGUAAAAGGUAA
Messenger RNA from Melospiza melodia melodia, 474 nucleotides. RefSeq names its product olfactory receptor 14J1-like. Gene Ontology annotation, molecular function: odorant binding; olfactory receptor activity. Gene Ontology annotation, biological process: G protein-coupled receptor signaling pathway. The transcript has 2 exons. The annotation marks the transcript as partial. Gene Ontology annotation, cellular component: membrane. The record is from RefSeq and is a predicted model, not a curated record. Lineage: Eukaryota; Metazoa; Chordata; Aves; Passeriformes; Passerellidae.